UUGGUGAGAAGGCACUGUUCACAUCUUUGUUUCCUCUUCUCCCCCAGCUAUGUUGCUGUAGCUGGACCCUAGUGAUUUUCCUUCAGCAUAUCAGUGUUUAAAAAUGUGCAUGUUCUGUGGCUCUUAAAAGUGGUCAGAAACACCUAGUAGUCUAAUUUCUCCCUCUUCUUCCCUACACUGGCACAAUUCUUCAUCUCAGCAUGGUACUCUCAAUGUUCUCAGUCCCAUGUACUUCUGUUAUGGAACUGGUGAGAAAUUUGAGCGUGAAUACAGUCCAAAGUCCAGCACUGAUUAUCACUGCUGUGCACCAUAUGACCUUUCCUGUUUUCAAAUGUAAAUAGAUGCUUUCAUGUGACAUAACAUAGUGUCAUGUCUAACAAACAUAAUGAUACAUUUAUCAAAAGCCCCGGACAAUGUGUUCUGACUCAUGGAAGCUUAAAAUAACUACUGCUAGAGCCACACUCUCUUAAAACCUUGUUCACUGUUGGAGUCAGUUACUCUGUCACCACAGACUGAUCUCAGCCCAGCAAGGGAUUAUCCAGUGUGACCCUCUUCCUGUAGGUAAAAACUCAGUGUAGUUGUCUCCCAGGAACCAGUGCGUGAUACCACAGCACUCUCCCAGGAAAAGGAUCUGGAUCUAAGGGAGGAUAUGGCACACGAGAAGGUCUCAUCUUGCAAUGCAGAAGGGCUUCAGCAGGAGUGUGUGGCCAGAUUCAGAUGAGAGGCAGCUGCUUCUGUUUCAUUCACUGCUGAUACCAGUCCUCUGCUAAGGGAAUGUGUGUGCAAGUAGUAUGAUCCCAACCCUGAAUCUGCCCAAUCUACAAGCUGCGAGGCACCAGCCAUGCUCCCGUUCCAGCCUCUCCUGCACGCUGCAGUGUUUGCACUCGCAGUCCUUCAGGCCCUUGCCUCCAACACGUUCAUUGCAGCGGUCUAUGAGCACGCCGUCAUCCUGCCGGAUACUGCCGAUGAACCUGUUUCUCCUGAUGAUGCUUUGGCCCUGAUGAACAGCAACAUGGAUGUCUUGGAAGGGGCCAUCAAGGAAGCUGCCCAGCAGGGUGCGCGCAUCAUUGUGACUCCUGAAGACGGCAUUUACGGCUGGCGCUUCACCAGAGAAACCAUCUACCCCUACCUGGAGGAUAUCCCUGAUCCAGCGGUGAACUGGAUUCCCUGCACUGACCCCACAAGAUUUGCUCCUGCUCCAGUGCAGGAACGACUCAGCUGCAUGGCCAGGAAUAACUCCAUCUAUGUGGUUGCAAACAUCGGGGACAAGAAGCCAUGUAACUCCAGUGAUCCCAGCUGCCCCGAGGAUGGUCGCUAUCAGUACAACACUGACGUCGUCUUUGACCCAGAGGGGAAACUGGUGGCUCGUUACCACAAGUACAACCUGUUUAGAGGAGAAACCCAGUUUAAUUACCCAAAAGAGCCAGAAGCCAUCACCUUUGAGACCCCCUUUGGGAAGUUUGGCAUUUUCACUUGCUUUGACAUCCUUUUCCAUGAGCCUGCUGUGGUCCUGGUGAGUGAAUUGCAGGUGGACACCGUGCUCUUCCCAACAGCUUGGAUGAAUGUCCUGCCCUUUCUGACUGCGGUUGAGUUUCACUCUGCCUGGGCUAUGGGCAUGGGCGUCAAUUUACUUUCAGCAAAUACUCAUAACAUCAGCUUUGCAAUGACAGGCAGUGGGCUGUUCACACCAGAGGGACCCGCCGCCUACCAUUACGACAGUGAGACUGAUGAGGGACGUCUCCUAGUAGCAGAGCUGAAUGCACAACCCCGUCUUUCCCCCAACUACCCCCCGGCCAUCAACUGGAGCUUGUAUGCCACAAGCAUCAAGAAAUUUCCAGAAGAAGACACAUUUCUGGGAGCUGUCCGGAAGGAUAUAUUCACUUUCAGUGAACUCAGGCACAAAGGUGGAAAUUACACAGUUUGCCAAGGAGACCUAUGCUGCCAUUUGAUCUAUCGGAUGUCAAACAAGAGCAAAGAUGAAGUUUAUGUCCUGGGUGCAUUUGAUGGGCUUCAUGGUUCUCUCAUAAAAUACCACUGGCAGAUAUGCACACUGCUCAAGUGCAAGAGCACAGAUCCAGAAACAUGUGGGCAGCCGGUGGAGACAGCUCAGACCAAGUUUGAGAUGUUCUCCCUCAGCGGCACGUUUGGCACCAACUAUGUCUUUCCAGAAGUCUUGUACAGUGGGGUGCAGCUGGCCCCUGGGGAGUUCAAGGUGCUACGUGAUGGACGUUUGAAAAGUAAGCAUGGCACAUCAAAACCACUCAUAACAGCGACGCUUUUUGGAAGGCUUUAUGAAAAGGACCUGCCUCAUCCUCUGCGAACGUCUCCAUCCCGUGACUCAGCUGUUACACAGUCACCAUAGACAGGAGGGGAAUUUCCUACACUGAUCCACCUUUUCAUGAGUCAUGGCGGUUAUCCUGUAUCAUUUCUGUUCUGCAAUCUUGCACUUCUGCUCAGCAGCUGUGUUAGUUGGAUUUAUUUAGGAGGAAAUGAUGUGAUCACUCUGUUGUGUAUACCUUGUUAAUAAUGCUUGAGCCACUGCAAUUAUUUUCAGUAUGAAUGCUCUGUCACAUGGCAUCUUUAAUUAGAAUUUUUUUUUUUCCCAAAGAUAUCAUGUAGAUUGCCAGGAUAGCACUAGAAAGAAGACUGAUACUGAAAUGUGUGAAAUUUGCCAGUUGCUGCCGAACAAGUCUUUUCUAAGGAAGACUUUUUGUCCCUUUUGCCCCUUCCUGUUUUUCACACUGCACCAAGUGUCCGUGUUUCUCAGCCUUACGCACCAGUCAAUAGGGCCUCCCUAAUACCUGAUGGGUCUUUGCCUCAUUUUCGCCAAGGGACUCCACA
Molecule: messenger RNA, 2841 nt
Organism: Strigops habroptila (Kakapo)
Lineage: Eukaryota; Metazoa; Chordata; Aves; Psittaciformes; Psittacidae
Product: vascular non-inflammatory molecule 3-like
Exons: 8
Coding region: 842-2362 (506 amino acids)
Molecular function (GO): hydrolase activity, acting on carbon-nitrogen (but not peptide) bonds, in linear amides
Source: RefSeq, a predicted model, not a curated record